CACACACAGCUCAUCCCUGUCUUCCCCACUCCUCAAUCCCAACAAAAACAAUCACUCCCCAUCAAAACUAAUCACAUCCCAUGCCAUAAAAUCAUUUCCAUCUCCAUCUCCAAACCAUGAAUUUACAUUUCCACCCCUACAUUCUCACUUUUUUCAUUUUCACCACCGCCAUUUCCUCCAUUGAAGAUGACACCAGGUGUCUCCAAGGCCUCAAAACAUCCUUAUCAGACCCACAAAACAAACUUGCCACGUGGACCUUCUCCAACACAUCAUCAACAUCUUUAUGCAAAUUCACAGGUGCUUCCUGUUGGAAUGAGAAAGAAAACCGUUUGAUAUCCAUUCAGCUACCUGAUUUUUCACUCUCAGGUACAUUGCCUGAAUCUUUACAGUAUUGUACAUCUUUACAAUCUCUUGAUUUGUCUAAAAACAUGUUGUCUGGUAACAUCCCGACACAGAUCUGUUCUUGGUUACCUUAUUUAGUUACAUUAGAUCUGUCGGGAAACAUGUUGUCGGGACCUGUACCUGUUGAAUUACAAAACUGCAAGUUUUUGAAUAACUUGAUUCUAUCUGAUAAUAAGUUUGAUGGGGAGUUGCCUUAUCAGUUAGGACAGUUAACUAGGCUUAAAAGGUUGGAACUUGGUAACAAUGAGUUUGUUGGGAAUGUUCCUGAUGAUUUGACGAGAUUCGGGUCGGAUACGUUUGACGGAAAUGACGGGUUGUGUGGUUCGGUUGUUGGGAAGAAAUGUGGGAAGUUUGGUGGUAAGAAUUUGGUUGUUAUUAUCGCGGCCGGGGUUUUGGGGGCGGGUUUGUCGGUUUUUUUGGGGUUUGGGGUUUGGUGGUGGUUUUUUGUUAGAGGUGAUAGGAGGAAAGGGAAGGGGAAAGGAGACGGGGAAAGUGGGGGUUCAGGGAAUUGGGUUGAUAAGUUGAGACACUAUAAGCUUGUUCAAGUGUCUUUGUUUCAGAAACCGAUUGUUAAGAUUAAGUUGAAUGAUAUUUUGGUUGCGACGAAUGGGUUUAGUGUUGGGAAUGUUGAGAUUAGUACUAGGACCGGUGUUUGCUAUAGAGCCAUGUUGCAGGAUGGGUCGGUUUUAGCGGUUAAGAGAUUGAGUGCUUGUAAGAUUAAUGAGAAACAAUUUAGGUCAGAGAUGAAUAGGUUAGGGCAACUUAGGCAUCCAAAUUUGGUUCCGUUGUUAGGAUUUUGCGUUGUUGAGGAUGAGAAGCUUUUGGUGUAUAAGCAUAUGCCUAACGGGAGUUUGAAUUCGCUUUUACACGGUACUGGGAAUAAUGUUGAGUUGGAUUGGCCUUCGAGGGUUAAGAUAGGUAUCGGUGCUGCUGGUGGGUUAGCUUGGUUGCACCAUGUUUGUGAACCUCCUUACCUUCACCAAAACAUAAGCUCGAAUGUGGUUCUCGUGGAUGAUGAUUUUGAGGCCAGGAUUAUUGAUUUUGGGCUGGCUAGGCUUGUCGGUACCCGUGAUUCGAAGAAUAGUUCAUUCCAAAAUGGUGAUUUGGGUGAGUUUGGUUAUGUGGCUCCUGAAUAUUCUAGUACCAUGGUUGCUUCACUAAAAGGGGAUGUUUACGGUUUUGGGGUUGUCCUUUUAGAACUGGUAACGGGUCAGAAGCCCCUUGAGGUGAAUAACGGAGAGGAAGGAGGGUAUAAAGGUCAUUUGGUGGAAUGGGUUAAUCGACUUACAGGGUCAGGCAAAAGUAAGGAUGCCAUUGACAAGUCUUUAAGAGGAAAGGGACAUGAUGACGAAAUUUUGCAGUUUUUAAGGAUUGCUUGCAGUUGUGUGCUUCCUAGACCUAAAGAACGACCAACCAUGUACAAUGUUUAUCAGUCCUUGAAAAGCUUGGCAGACGCACACGGGUUUUCAGAACACUUUGAAGAUAUUGCAGUGAAAUACGCCAAACAAGAUCAUCAUCACAGAGAUUAGCCUUUCAAGAAGAUGGUACUGUUCUAAUUUCUUAACUUCUAAGUUAUUUGAUGUAUCUUAUUGUUUGUAGCAUUAUCUAAAAUUUAGAAAGCUGAUAUUGAUAUCAAUUUUAUAUAAUUGCUUCUUAAUUUAUGUCUAGUUUGAUAUGCA
Molecule: messenger RNA, 2081 nt
Organism: Erigeron canadensis
Lineage: Eukaryota; Viridiplantae; Streptophyta; Magnoliopsida; Asterales; Asteraceae
Product: probable inactive receptor kinase At1g27190
Exons: 1
Coding region: 117-1931 (604 amino acids)
Biological process (GO): protein phosphorylation
Molecular function (GO): protein kinase activity; protein binding; ATP binding
Source: RefSeq, a predicted model, not a curated record